Molecule: messenger RNA, 6094 nt
Organism: Cinara cedri
Lineage: Eukaryota; Metazoa; Arthropoda; Insecta; Hemiptera; Aphididae
Source: the annotation of a GenBank genome assembly
AUGGGUAAGAAAUAUCAUCGAUAAUUGCUAUACGCAAUCAUUGUAUACAACACAUAUUGGGUUUUUAAAUUUGAUUCAACUGUGGAGCGUGGCUUAUUUAUUCUGAAUAAGAUAUGAGUUUAAAUUAGUUGGUAUUUCAGUUCAUCUGUUGGACAUGUUUGUUAUUAUCUUGUUCGGCUUAUAUUUGAUAUCUUAAACCUGAUAAUAUAAAAUUAAAAAGGCAAACUAUAAUAACUUUUUUAUUGUGACAUAAUGAGAUAGAAAAAACAAAAUCAACGUAACACAAUCAAUGUUCUUCUAUGACGACAAUUUAGAUUCUUAAUUUAAGACUAUAAGCCAAGUGAUUUUUGCCCUCACACAAUCGUUUCCCCACCGAAACAUUUUUUUUCUAUUUCAUGAUUACCUACACAAUAAAUAUACUUGUGAUGGUGACACGGGGCUACUUGAAACGUAUUUGAAAAUUAAUUUGAAUAUUUUUUUUAGUUUGUAGAUUCGCAUUUUUUUUUUUAUACAAAUUUACACAACUCCUUAAAUACGGGUGGUUAUAGCAAGGUAUUUAUAUUUAAAAAAUACAUCGUUUUAAUAUUAGAUUGUUUUAAUAGAAUCGUUGAGAAUGGAAGGGUUUAUAAUUGAAGAAUGUAAGUAUAUAAGGAUUCGUGCAUAUCAAAAGUAAAAAACGUUUUGUUGAAUAUUAUAAUUUGUACAAUGUUACAAAAUCAUGAAGUUAGAAAUAUGUUAUCCAACAUAAAGAAUGUCUAAAGGUAUUACUGAAAAUAAAAGACCAAUUACAUUGGUAGUUGUUAUAUAAAGUGCGAACAACUUAAAUACAUUACGUUGGUUGCCGUAUUUGAAGAGGUAGUUUCGUUAACAACAUGUCUGCUGUAAAUUAUUUUUUUUUUUUUUAAUGGCUAUUGUUCAAUUAAACUGUACAAGAAUAUUUUGUGACCUAAUUUGAUUUUUUUUUUUAUCGCCAAUCCUGCUAGUUUUUUAAAGAAUAUAAUUAAAUUAUUUGCCUCAUACAUUUUUAUUUUUUAGAUAGUACAAAAAAUAUGCGAGAGAAAGAAUUCGCUAGACGUUCGAAUUGGGCAUGGGGUAGAUCAUUAAGUAAGUAAUAAUACAAUUAGAUCACCAAAAAAACUAUAAUUAAUUUGUUUGAAUAUUUCUCGUGCACAAUUACAAAACAACAUUGUUACCAUAAUAUCAGCUGUAAACUGACAAAAUUAAAAAAAAAAAUGAUAGAAUUAAGAUUCUAGAUUUUAUAUUCUAUAUAUAAAUAUAUAGAAUUAUUUUUCUUUGAUUUUGUGUGUCGUCGGAAAUCAACAGAUAUUUUAGACAGUCCUUCAGAUGUCAAGGGUAAGUUGAGCAUUAAUAUUAUCGUCACAGAAAUGUCCAAGAUUGAUUUAUGGGGCGGGGGAGGGAAUGAAGAAAGAGAUACGAUUACUUGUUAAGGUUAACUAACCUUUUAAAAUAAUAAUUAUUUUUAUUUUGCAAUAUAUGGACCGUGGUUUGGGGUUUUAUCGAUUUCACCGUUUUAAUAUCAAUUCCGCUGGCUAUCAAAUAUGCAGAACAUUUUGUAAAUGUUAAAACCGACGAGAUCUUAAAUUUUACAUGUUGAUUUCACUGAAUAAUAAUUUUAAAAAUGUAUAAAAAAAGAGAAAUAUAUAGUUAAUUUAUAGAAGUAUUAUAAUUUUAUACAACUACAUAACAUUUAUAUGUAUUAUAUUAAAUUUCCAAAAUUUUAGGGACAUUAUUUUAAAUUAUAAUAAAUAGUUUUAAGUAGAGAUGGGCCAAUACUACUUUUUAUCAAUAUCCAAUAUUCCGAUAUAUGCUAUCGGUAUGCCAUGAAAUAAUGUGGAAAUUAACAGAUAUAUUGAUUUAAAAUCCGAUUUAAUAAAACUUUUGUGCUCAGAUAUAAUAGAUAUUUUUCUCCGAAAAUAUCGAUUCAAAUAUCGUUUUUUUAAAAAAAUUGAUACCACCGAUUUCUAGUCUUGGUUUAUGAAUCAACCCACAAAUAAUUUUUAGAUUAGAACUAUUGAUCUAUUGAUUUCACUAUGAAUGAUAUUCACUGAUGAGUGCUUCUUCUUCUGUUUGUAAAUAAGAUUCAUACCAGAAAUCUUGCUCCGAUGUACAUAAUCAACCAUUUUUUUUGAAAGAUAAAUUUGUCUAAUUAUCGUUAUUUUGGAAGAUAUUUUUGAAAGAAAAUUGUCAGUAAAACAAAAAAUAUUUAUGGUGUACAACGUUGUUACCGAUUUCAUUGUUUUUAGUUUUGCAACUUAUGUUUUUUACCAGAAACAUUUGCUCCAAUAGAAAAACAACAAGAGAUCUUUUUUGUUGAAUACAGUUAAAUCUAGUUGCAGGUGACCAAGAAAGUCGUUUUUUUCUUUUUUUUCUUUUGUAGGUUUUACACUUAUAGAGCAAAGCUGUAAGAAAAGGACAAUUUACAAACAUAAUUUUUUUAUUAUUUUAAAUUUUGUUUUUAGAUUCUGAGUGAAGCAAAGCUUAUAAUUUUACAAAAAUGUUUAUUUUUUAUUUUAUUUUUUUAUCUGUGUCCUGUGUAUAUAUAAAAGCUUUCAUUAUCCUCCCAAGCAAGGGAUUCUGGACUUUUGUACGAUCAUGUACAAGUUGUAGAUGGUUUGUACUUUUGUGGUUUUUUUUAUUUCUUGUAUGUUUGGUGCAAUACUAAACCAAUCUCCGUUUAAAUUAAAGCCAAGAAGGAGUAGCAUAUCGCUAUCUAUUUGAGUUCUAAAUUUGAAAUAUGUGCGUUAUUGAGAUCAUGUAAAACGUUUUAUUGUUAUACAAAACUGGUGGUUCGAAGCAUUGAAGCACUUAUUUUCUUUGGACAUUUUAACAUUAACAUUUUAAAAUUUAAUAAGUUAAGUAAAUUAUUUCAGACGUUUUGAUAAUUGUAAAACCGCGUCCUCUUCCCAUAAUAUACGCAGUCAGAAAUACUUGAAGAGUCUGGUGUUUUGUUUGCUUUUUAUUGUAGUAUUUUUUGUUCGAGAUCACGUUGUUUUAGAUUUGGGUCAUAGCGAGAGAUCUAUUGGUUUUACUAUGAUGUGUGUAUAUUUUUUUUUAUAGAACUUGAGUGUAGCGAAGAAUAUAUUGGUUUUACAAAAAUGUUUUUUUUUAUUUGUUUUUUUAUAUGAACACUUUUUCUGUCAGAUGUAUUCAAUACAGACCCUUUUCUGAAAGGAAACUUUCUCGGGAAGUACUUUAAGAAAGGACAUUUUUUGAUUUUCUUAGAAGCUUUUUCAAUACACGUGAAAAACAGAAUAAAACGGAGGAAAACGAGAAAAUUUACUAAAAAACAAUAUGCAUGAAUACAAAAUCAAAAUUUGAUGGAAAUCGUAAAAAAUAUGAUAUUUCAAAAUAUGUCUUACUGAACUUCUCUCUGAAUCGUUUUUUCUUUACCUAUGGUUUAUCGUGGCGUAUAGAUAUAAAUUAAAAUCCACUUAAUUUUACCUUCCCAACUUCCUGCCUACAACAGUGGCUGCAUCCGUCUCCAGGAUCAACUCUUUUUUUGAUUUAUGAUUCAUUAAUUUAUAUUUUCUACUCGGUUAGCUCUAUGUAUAGUAAUAUUAUAAAAGUGAUAAUUUAUUGGACAAAAUAUUGUACUGAACUCAGUAAAUUUGAAAAUACACAUUUUAGUUAUAAAUUGAAAAACAAUUUUAAGAUUCUGAAUGGUUUUACAAAUAUGUUUAUUUUUUUUCUGUGGACAACUUUUUUACUAGAGAUCUUGCUCCGAUAUUUCAUGAUGACAAUGUUUUUGAAAGGAAAUUUUACUAGCCAGGUACUUUAAGCAAGUCAUUUUUUGGUUUCCCUAUAAGUUUUUUCAUCAAAUUUAAAAAAACCGAAAAAAUUGGGACUAUAUGAGAAAUAUAGGUAUUAGUUAAAAUCUACUACGGCCUUCUUUUUUUCUAUGCUUAACUUUUUAAUCAGCUAUUUUGCUCCAACUUUUAAUAAUAGUAAUGUUUCUAAAAGAAAAUUUCACUAGAGAGGUACUUUAGAGAGGUAAUUUUUUGAUUUUCUCAAGAGUUUUCCCAGCAAAUGUGAAGAACCAGGAUAAAACAUGGGGAAACCGGGAAAAACGUAGAAAAACUGGAAAAAUUGGUACAACAUUAAAUAAAUUAUAUUAAAGAAAAUAUAUAAAGCCUAUUUAAUUAUUUUACUAAAAUAUGACAUAUAUAUUGUUGACAAAGUAUCACUAUCAACCGAACUCUGCUUAGAAUAAUUUUUUCGUUAGCAAUGAUCAAUCGUUGCUAAUAGAUUUACAUUAACUUACCUAUGACAGUAACUGUACCCGACUUCAUUUAAAAAUGAAGAUUAGUAGAACAUUACGUUUAAAUAUAAAAUAACUGUUUCAAGAUUUGGGAACAGAACAUAUGUUAUACACAUAAAUAGGUUAUUUCGGCGAAAUCGAUUACACCUCAUGAUUUUAUAUCCCAACAGAUGAAAAUUAUAGAAACAAUUAUUGUAUUGAUGAUUUUAGUUGAUUUUUUGAAAGAUUACGUACAAUAUUUAAAAGGUCAGUAAGUUUUUAUUUAAUUAUGUUUCUUUUUUGGGGGAUGAGAGAAGGGGAUUUGAGACAUUUGUUAUUUCAAAAACGUAAUUAUUUUAAAAAUAAUAAAUAUUUUUAAAAAUAAUAUAAAUUUAGAUCACAAAUAAUUUUACUGUAAUAUAUUAUAAGAGUAUAUUCCAUCUUCUCCCUCGAAAAUUUGUAACGAAAAUGUAUAUAAUAUACUUAGUUAAGUACUGAACCAGUAUUGCGUUUAUAGUGAAAAAUGUAAUGCUUAUUGAUUUUACAAACCCCAACUCUUGACUUCUUUACUAGCCUUACUCCUCUCUUAUAACUCGCCCCUCACCUUUCUUUCGUCCUACAUCCUUCUCCCAUCAACUUGUCACAUUCAUCAGUCUCUCACAACCUGAGACCCUCGUUAAGGCGUUUUAUAAAAUCGAAAUAGAUAACUUAAAUUGUUUCUUCGGUUUGUACCAAAAAAUUCAUCGUUUGUACCGAAAGCGGCAAAAGUACAAAACAAUUAUGGGUGUUUAAGUUUCGUAAGUAACGACAGCUUAUAUACUUUUGCGAUAAAGUGAAAUGUUAGGGACCUCUACUUUAAAACAGCUAUAACUUUUUUAUGUUUUCGGUACAAACGAUGAAAUUUGAGGUGUAAACCGGUACAUACGUAGUACAAAUUAUCGCCCCGAGUUUUUUUCCGAAAAACUCUAGGUGGGGGUGCUGGGAACAUGGAUCCCUGAUAAUUAUCUAUCUUGUUAUAAUAUACCUACCUAUCCAAUAUGCAUUUAUCAAUCACAAAUAGUCAUAUCUACUAACUAUAACCUAAAGUAGUGUUUUUGUUUUUCAGUAGUUUUACAUGAAUGCCAUGUUGUGUAUUUUUAUUUACUGCAAUAUAUUAACUUAAUUACUUCAUUAAUAUUAGUUAUUAUUUAGUGUUUUUGUACACUAAUCAUUAGGUUAUGGGCCUAGGCAUCAAGGAACGUUCUGAAAUCAUUCAAUUUGCUGGGUCUAAUUUUUAAAUUGGAAGUUUAGUGUGGAAGUUAUCUUAUAAACGAAUGAUGUGCAUAAUUCUGUAAUUUAUGAAGUUAUACUUAUCCUACAUCGGUAUUGGAUCGAGAUCGUGUAGUCGAUAUACGCGUCGGUAUAAAGCGUUUAAUAACUACUUAAUUUUUUGGUUGAUAUAUAUACUGUACUUAUUGUAUAAUGUGUGAUAAGGAGGUAUACGUAGAGGGGAAUGUAUCAAUUGUGCAUCACUAUUGUUCUAUUCGUAAAACAUUUUUUCGUAAAACAUUUGCACAUCGUUAAUAGUUGAGUCAUACAUACAAAAUGUUUAACAAUACAAGGCAAUACAAUAGAUUACAAGUAUCCAAAACCGCAAAUUGUUUCUUAUUUUUCAGCUGGAUAUCCAUAAUUAAUAAUUUUUAAAUUUAUUGAUUAUAAUGAACAUAUUUUCAAACAUAGAUAUUAUAUAUGUAUCUGGUAUACGAGAUAAUUAAUAAUAAUGUAAUAUAAUAUAUAUAUACAUAUUUAUGCAUAUAUUAAAUUUUAGGAAUACCAUUUUUUAGUAAGUGUUAUUAA